CGCAGUUGGGCCCCGUUGAAUUUCGAAUCUUGGCGCCGCUACUUGGAGAAGCCGCUGCCUUGUCUUGUCCGCAUUCGGGCAGUUGAACGUCGUGGCGUUGAGAGGCAGCGCCUCUGAAUAUUUGGAACCAUGGGAGUAACUAACCUGUGGCAGAUCCUGGAACCUGUCAAGCAGCAUGCCCCUCUCUGCAGUCUUAAAGGAAAAACAUUAGCUGUUGACUUAAGUCUCUGGGUGUGUGAAGCACAGUCGGUUAAGAAGAUGGUGGGAGUAGUCACAAAGCCACACCUUAGGAAUCUUUACUGUCGUGUCUCUUCUUUAACACUAAUGGGGAUCCAUCUGGUGUUUGUCAUGGAGGGUGACCUCCCCAAACUGAAAAGCAGCACAGUGCAGAAGAGAAUAGAGGCUCGCUUUGGGCCGUUGAGAAAGCCUGCGAUCGCAAAAAAAGGGAGAUCCCGUUUCAAGUCUAUUUUGAAAGAGUGCCUUGAACUGCUGGAGUGCUUGGGAAUCCCAUGGAUUCAAGCAGCUGGAGAAGCGGAGGCAAUGUGCGCUUACCUGAAUGCAAAUGGCUACGUGGAUGGGUGCAUCACCAAUGACGGAGAUAUCUUCCUUUAUGGCGCUCAAACGGUGUAUCGAAAUUUUACCAUGAACAUCAAGGACCCACAUGUUGACUGCUACUUGAUAGCUGAUAUUGAAGAGAAACUAGGCUGCAGCCGAGAAUCUCUGAUUGGAUUAGCAAUUCUGCUUGGCUGUGAUUAUCUUCCUAAGGGUGUUCCUGGAGUAGGAAAAGAGCAAGCUUUAAAGUUGAUCAAAAUUUUGAAAGGACAGAGCUUACUGCAAAGAUUUGAGUCCUGGAAAGACCAUUUCCAACUGGGUGAAGUCCCAGUAUCAACACUUAAAAAACCACCUCACUGUUCUGUGUGCCAUCAUCCAGGUUUUUAUAAAGAUCAUGAGGACAUGGGAUGUCAUAUCUGUGGCAGUGUGGGAUAUUGUGAGCCCCAGGGUGCUAACUACAGCUGCCCCUGUGACUGGCACUCUUCUGAGUCACAGCAGCAACAGAGCUUAGUGGAGGAAGGUAUAAAAAAAAAAGCCAAGGCAUGUGAAGGUUUUCCCUUUCCUGAGGUUAUCCACGAAUAUCUCAUCAGCAAAGACAAACCAGUGAAGUUGAACGGGUGCCAAAGGCCAAAUUUAUUAUCUUUUCAAAGGUUUGCUGUCAAGAAAAUGAACUGGACCGAGCAGUACGCCUGUGAGAAAUUGUGUAGCCUUCUGACUUACUAUGACAUGAACAGAAAGAAGUGUGGCCAUACUGAUCCGAAGCAGCUGCAGGCCCUGCGGAUAAUCAAGACACGGAUUAGAAAUGGAAUUCCUUGUUUUGAAAUUGCAUGGCAGAAGCCAGAUCAUUACUCCGCUGUAACUGAGGAUCAACCUGAAAAUCCCUUUCUAAUAACAACAGAAGAGUCCACGCUCUUUGAGGCUGCCUAUCCAGAAGUGGUUGCUUUGUAUCAAAUGGAGAAGUUGAAAAUUGGCAAAGACAAAAAGAAAAGUAAAAAGAAAAAUAACGUGAAAAAAGGCUUAGCAGGAGACAGCAAAGUAGAAGAUACUUUUUCUGACCUGAAUUUGCAACCAGCAUGUGAAAACAUUCUCAGCCAAGAUUCAAAAUCUGAUUUGAGGCCUGUUUUUGAUCUGCAAAAAUUUCCAAAAACGAGCUGCGAAUCUCUGCGUUUUUCAGACUCUGCAGAUUUUUCUACUGCAUUAGGAAAGCCAAGAAACUUCUUUUUUGCUUCACAAAAUCCAGAAAAUGAAUUACUUGUUAAGGAGCCUAUGGCUUCUUCUGCGAAUACUGAUCUGCACCUGAGUGGCAUUGACUGGGAAGGGACAUCCUUCAGCAUUUCCCCAAGAAAUGUUAAUCUUCCUUGGUAUUCAGAAUCUGACUCUGGCAUAUGCAAUAAUUCUUUAAAGCAGUGCUCUCCACCAUACAGUAAAGCAGCCAAAAUCCUCACGCAGCAUUCAGAUUCUGCAGAACCCAACCCCAAUCUGAUCACUGGUGUAGAUUACUCUGUCUCAAAAACAGGCUUUCCUAAAGAGAAGAAUGCUUUGUCUUUAAAAGAUCGAGCCACUAUGGAAAGUUUAGAAGCUUUUCCCAAAGCUAAAAGUGUGCCUUUGUUAAACGCCGCCAUACAAUUGCAAGAACAAAUAAAGAGAACUUCUAACCCUGGAGGGGAAUUUUCAUCUCCUGACAGCAUUCAGGAAAUUGAAAAUGUGAUGUUACUAGAAAAACAUCUGCGGGGGCUAAGCUUAGAGAGCUAUAGAGAAGAUCUCCAAAGUUAUAAGGACCCACCAACUGCAGCAGAUAAAGUCAAGGAUUCAGGAAGUUCUUUGAGGCUGUGUACUGAAGUGCUAAAAGUGAGUCCUUUAGAAAACGAACAGCAAAUUUUGCUCUCUAGGUCAAAUAAAGUCCUAGAUAAUUGUCAGAUUGGGGGGAAAUCUGUGCCAAGAAUCACGAAAAGCUCACUUAAGAGUGUGUGCCAAAAUAAUGAUCCUGCUGAUGACAGUGAUAGUGAAAAUGUGGAGGGCAGGUGGAAAGGUCAUAGCAUCUCAAAACAGCAACGAAAGGCUCAUACGGUUCAGCCCAAGGACAAGUGCAAUAGCAAAAGAGACACCAAGAAAUUGGCAUUUGAGAUUCAGCCAGAACCAAAAGGGAAAGUUGAGCACGCUCUUAAAUUACUCAACGCUGAUUUAUCCACAGAAGAGCAUCUGCUUCUACCUCUCUCCAAGUCUGCAAGUCUCUCCAAGUGUGGAUUCGAUCCUUGUCUUCAGGAGACCAGAAGUGAUUUGAAUACGUGGCUUGAGAGCCCAUUGCCUCUGUCUGAAAGGCUGAAGCACAGAUUGAAGAGCAGUUGAGCACUUCCUGUUCCCUUCCCUCUGAUGUCUUCAUCUGGAAACAUCUCAAAUGUCUUGACAGGUUUUAAAUGUCCUCUAAAUUUAAUCAGUCCCAUAACUGUGAGUGGUAGAAGAUUGAAAGAAGUGUCUGAAGUGAAAUGACUGGCAAAUUAAAUUCUUCAUGCAACUUUUCUGUAGUGACUUGCUCUAAUUUUGACUAACAUACCUGCUGUGAGUUGGACUGAAGUUUUCCUAAAUAAUUUGAAUGGUUGCAUCAAUCAUACCACAAUAGCAUGUACUCAAAAAUAAAUACAUAAUAAUGUUCGGGUUGUUUUUUUUUGCAGAGUAUAAAAUAUGUAACAACUUGCUGAUCAAUGGCAGUGACAAAGCUACUGACAUUUUUACACAAACAGAUUGGUGUUACCGUAGUAUAUGUUUUUAUAUAAUUUUGCAGUAGAUUUUCAGGUCCAAAUUAAUGCUCUAGAUCCAGUCUUGGAGUCAAUCCUUACACGUGCAACACAGUUAAGUACCAAAAUUAUAAAGUGGCAAAAAAAAAGUCAAUUUAGAACUAUGCCUGUACGAUACCUUUAGAAUUAGAAAUCUAAUUUAUUGAAGAAGACUGCUACAAUCUAUAUUUUAUCUGCUCUUUGUUUUCUCCUUUGACCUAAUUUCUAACUUGGGAUCAUAUGGUCUUAGAAUCGAUGAUUUUCAUUUGUAACUGUAUAUAAUCCGUUUUUUUAAAUAGACUUUUUAAAAAAUGCAAUGCUUUUCAAUAGUAGUAGUUUAAAUGAAUUAAUUAGACACAAAUACUUUG
Molecule: messenger RNA, 3691 nt
Organism: Thamnophis elegans (Western terrestrial garter snake)
Lineage: Eukaryota; Metazoa; Chordata; Lepidosauria; Squamata; Natricidae
Gene: GEN1
Product: GEN1 Holliday junction 5' flap endonuclease
Exons: 14
Coding region: 130-2898 (922 amino acids)
Molecular function (GO): 5'-flap endonuclease activity; four-way junction DNA binding
Source: RefSeq, a predicted model, not a curated record